Molecule: messenger RNA, 3893 nt
Organism: Centropristis striata (black sea bass)
Lineage: Eukaryota; Metazoa; Chordata; Actinopteri; Perciformes; Serranidae
Gene: nf2a
Product: NF2, moesin-ezrin-radixin like (MERLIN) tumor suppressor a
Exons: 16
Coding region: 611-2386 (591 amino acids)
Biological process (GO): regulation of cell shape; regulation of gliogenesis; regulation of organelle assembly
Cellular component (GO): filopodium; cytoskeleton; adherens junction
Molecular function (GO): actin binding; cell adhesion molecule binding
Source: RefSeq, a predicted model, not a curated record
UCGUUAACAAAUGGGUAGCAACAGGUAGCUCGCGCUCCGUUCCCAGCAUAGUGUUUAUAGGCAGCUACACUAGUGUUUUGAGCUACACAGAGGCGUUAUAUCGGGUUAAUAACAUCUCGGACGCGUAGGUGAAAAGGUUAACGUAUUACACGGUAUAGGAAUGUAUAACUUUAAUGCAUUUGGGGGUUGUAUUAGAUAGGUUUUAACCUAGUUUGGUAACUUAACCAAGCUAACGUUAGCAGCAAUCCAAAGACAGUAACGUACACUGUAUCAUUUCAUGCUAAAUGCUAAGUUUUUUGUUUUGUAGCUAACGUGAAAUUACAAAAAAUUGUAUAAAACACGUGUAUGAGACAUUCGGGAUAAUGUCAGUGAAAGCCUUGUGUAAACUUUAAUACAACUUAUAUCCAUUGAUAGCUACACAGAGCUGUUCUAAAGCUUUUCUAUUCUUUGUUUAUCUUUUGAUCAGUAGUAGAUAUACUACUAGUAUUAGUCAUCAGAGUAUGAUAUAUUAUAUAUGUAUGAUAGAUGACAUAAUGCCAUGACAGUGCACCCCGUUUGUAGGAAUUAACCACUUUGAACACGUGAAUAGUGAGUGUAUUACCUAUUCACCAUGGCAAGUGCCUUAGCAGCGAAAAUGGGAUUUAACUCAUUGCUGAGAAAUAAAGCCAGGAACUUCAACGUCAGGAUCUGCACGAUGGAGUCAGACAUGGAGUUCAGCUGCGAGGUAAAGUGGAAAGGAAAAGACCUUUUUGACUUGGUGUGCCGAACUCUGGGACUAAGGGAGACGUGGUUCUUUGGGCUCCGGUACAACAUCAAGGACACAGUUGCUUGGCUGAAGAUGGAAAAGAGGGUUCUGGAUCAGGAGGUGCCAAAGGAGGAACCAAUCACUCUUUACUUCCUGGCCAAGUUUUACCCUGAAAAUGCUGAAGAGGAGCUAGUGCAGGAUAUCACCCAGCAUCUCUUCUUCCUACAGGUGAAGAAGAAGAUCCUUGAGGAGGAGAUUCACUGUCCACCUGAGGCCUCCGUGCUGCUAGCCUCCUACGCCGUCCAUGCCAAGUACGGAGACUACGACCCCGGUGUUCACAAACCGGGUUUCUUGGCUGAUGAGGAACUGCUUCCAAAGAGGGUGAUUAACUUGUACCAGAUGACUGCAGAAAUGUGGGAGGAGAGGAUCACAGCGUGUUAUGCAGAGCACAGGGGCAGGACGAGGGAUGAAGCUGAGAUGGAGUAUUUAAAAAUAGCUCAGGACCUGGACAUGUAUGGCGUCAAUUACUUUCUAAUCAGGAAUAAAAAGGGAACAGAUCUUCUGCUGGGAGUGGACGCUCUGGGUCUGCACAUCUACGAGCCGGACAACAGGCUGACACCCAAGUGCUCUUUCCCGUGGAAUGAGAUCCGCAACAUCUCCUACAGCGACAAAGAGUUUACCAUCAAACCUCUGGACAAGAAAACCAACGUUUUCAAGUUCAACUCUUCACGGCAGAGAGUCAACAAGUUGAUCCUUCAGCUGUGUAUAGGAAACCAUGACCUGUUUAUGCGUCGGCGGCGGGUCGACUCGAUCGAAGUACAGCAAAUGAAGUCUCAGGCCCGAGAGGAGCGGGCCAGGAAACAGGUAGAGAGGCAGCGUCUGCAGAGGGAGAAGCAGCUGCGCGAGGAGGCCGAGAGAGCCAGGGACGAGCUGGAGAGGAGACUGAUUCAGCUGCAGGAUGAGGCUCACAUGGCCAACGACGCAUUGCUGCGUUCGGAGCAGACGGCAGACCUGCUGGCUGAAAAGGCCCAGAUCGCGGAGGAGGAGGCUAAGCUGCUGGCCCAGAAAGCUGCCGAGGCCGAGACAGAGAUGCAACGCAUCAAAGUGACUGCCAUCCGUGGCCAGGAGGAGCGGCGGCUCAUGGAGCAGAAGAUGCUGGAGGCAGAGAUGCUGGCCCUCAAGAUGGCCGAGGAAUCGGAAAGGAGGGCCAAGGAGGCUGAUCAGCUGAAGCAGGACCUGCAGGAAGCCAGGGAGUCGGAGCGCAGGGCCAAGCACAAGCUGCUGGAGGUUACCAGCAGGGCUGUCUAUGCGUCCCCUGGACUGCCAUCUGACAGCAUGCCUCGCGACCUGAGCUUCAGCAGGGAGACUCUCAGCUUUGACUUCAAAGACACCGACAUGAAACGCCUCUCCAUGGAGAUCGAGAAGGAGAAGGUGGAGUACAUGGAGAAGAGCAAGCACCUGCAGGAGCAGCUGAACGAGCUGAAGACAGAGAUUGAAAGUCUGAAGAUGAAAGAGAGAGAGACUCCGCUGGACAUCAUUCACAACCAGAACACCGAGCAGGGGACGAGCAAGAGCAGCAACUUUAAAAAGCUAACACUUCAGAGCACCAAGACCAGGGUGGCCUUCUUUGAGGAACUUUAAACUACAUAUGUGUAAAAGGUGGGGAUGCACAACUGCCAAGAAUCUCACAAUUCGAUAUUCCUGGUCGGUUUAAAAUUGACACUACAAGAUUUUAUACUCUGCUUCCUGGGAAACCACUACGAAAAACACACAAAAGAUGACCACUGCCUUCAUCUGCACCAACUCCUGCACUAAAACUGGGAUUCAUACAAAAAACGAGUGUGUGUUUACAGCAAGAGUGUGUGAAAUGCAGCACAUUCUAAGUGAAGAUUUUGACGUGAACUUGGGUUUGGGUUUUAUAAGUGUUAAAGGACAAAUGUAGAUGAGGCAAAAAGGAAUUUUUAAAAACUGUCUCAGACGUGUCUGGAUCCGCUGUGGCUCUAAUGAGACUGUAUUUGUGGUUAUUAUAUCAUGUCUAAAUGGGGUGACCUAUAUUAUGUGACUGCCCAACUGUUUUGUAAUUCAAAUGGAAAAUAAACCACUGAGGGAUAAAGUUGAACAAGAAGAUGAAUUGAUUAAAUGGCUGAUAUGUCGCGCUUACACUGACUAAAAUAUUUAGCGAUCAGCCUAGACUGCCAAUUCAUAACGCUGACAAAGUCUUCAUUCUUUACUUAAUAACGUAACGCUGCCUUAGUUUUCUUGUUUCAGUAAGUGAAAAAUGUAAUGUUCGAGCUGCAAAAAUGAGGCAUUUAUUUGCCACAAUACAUUUAAACAGCCAUUUAUUGCAAAUAGUGGGAGUUGAUGGGCUGUGGUGGAUAUUAAGCUUCUCUCAACACUAAAAUCCAUUUCUGUGAUUUAUAACAAGUCAUUUGUCUUGGUUUUGUUAUGUGAGCAGUGUUCUUUUUUUAUAUAAAUAUAUAAAAAUCUCAGAAUUCUGUCCAGGUUUGUGCCUCUAUGCAACUUUUUUGAUGAAUGUAGAGAAAAUGUUGUAAAACUACACCAGGCCUUUGGACCGUUUACAUCUUGUAGAGAAGUCGUGUUACAUAUAUCUAGUAAGUCUGACACUUAAUUAAAGUGUCCGUACACGAGGCAGUGAGUGCACUAUGCUCUCCAGAAGUGAAGAGACGAUCAUUUUAACUGGAUUGUAUUAGAAUUUAAACUGGAUGAAGGAGCUGUGAUUCUGAGAUGUGAGUUUGUGUCACAUCUAUUAUCUUUCUCAGUUUUUUUUUCUGUGUGUGUGAAGACAACCACUUUCUCGAAACAUGAAUUUGCAUCUAUUUUGAAUUAAUGUGUCUUUUUGAAUUAAUGUGCCCUUUCCCUCUGAAAGCAAUUUAUUUUUGGGGUAUUAUUAUAAUGUGAAGAAAAUAUACUUAUUUUUCUUCUUGUCUGCAUUUAACGAGUAUAGUAAAAGCAGUAUUUAAAAAAAAAAAAGAAGAAGAAACUUUGGGGUGAAGUUACAGUACAUUUUAUUACUAGAAAUACAUUUUCACAUAAGAACAUUGUACCAGGUAUGUAUGUAUGUGUUGCUUGUAAAAUAAAUGAAUAUCAGGUUUGAUAUUUUUUCAUUUUUGUAUCCAGAAAUAACUUU